Messenger RNA from Cercospora beticola, 1323 nucleotides. RefSeq lists its product as uncharacterized. Lineage: Eukaryota; Fungi; Ascomycota; Dothideomycetes; Mycosphaerellales; Mycosphaerellaceae. Gene Ontology annotation, molecular function: peroxidase activity. The record is from RefSeq and is a predicted model, not a curated record.
AUGGUUCACUCUCGUAAGGCUUUGCUCGUGGCUCUGCCAAUGGCAGCUGCCUACCCUUGGGCUAUGGAGGCUUCUUCCAACAUGGAGAAGCGACAACAGUCGACCGAGCCACCUGCACGAGAGCCACUCUUCUUGUCUGGACGACCAAAUACUAGCCCCGCAGGCGCAGCAGUAUUUGAUGCGGAGGAUCAAUUCGUCGAUACUCGUCCCGGAUCCGGCCACGAAUUUCAGUCACCAACUGCAGGCCAAAUUCGAGGACAAUGCCCCGGUUUAAACGCUGCUUCCAACCAUGCGUAUCUUCCUCGCUCCGGCAUCGUGAGCAUCGCUGAUACGAUCACCGGUCUUGGUGAGGCCUUCGGCAUGUCUCCAGAUCUGUCCCUCUUCCUGGCAGUCUUGUCUGUAGCAAUCGCCGGAGAUCCUGUCGCCGGCACCUGGAGUAUUGGUGGGGAAUACAGGCCAACAGUCCCAUUGCUUACGGGCCGUGCCACCGGUAUCGCCGGCACACACAACCAAUACGAGUCCGAUGCCUCCAUUGUCCGUGGUGAUGCCUACCUCAAUGGCGGCAACGUCGGCGUUUUCCAGAUGCGCAGCUGGGAGCGCCUCUACGGCUUGGGCGAGGAGUACACGUUGGACAUGGUAGCUGGCCAGUCUGACUACGUCACACGCUGGUCCAUCCAGAACAACCCAUACUACUUCUCUGCACCAUUCGCUGGUCUCGUGGCUCCUGCCGCUCACGACUUCGUCAUCAACUUCAUGAGCAACCGCUCUGCGGAGAACCCAGACGGCGUACUCAACCGUGACGUUUUGAAGCAGUUUUUCGGCGUCACCGGUGAGCCUGGCUCAUUCGUUCACAACCGUGGCCAAGAGCGCAUCCCAGAUAACUGGUACCGCCGCACCUCUACGUCUCUGUACAACAUCCCCGAGGUCGUUGCAGACGUCUUCGUAAACAACGCCAUGUACCCAGGUAUUGUCCGCUUCGGAGGUAACACUGGCACCACCAACUCCUUCACUGGUGUCGAUAUUACCGACCUGUCUGGUGGCGCUCUCAACGCCCAAUCACUUCUCGAGGGCAACAACGCCGCAUGCUUCUUCUUGCAGGCUUCUCAACAAGGCAUUCCAGACGCUCUCGACCCAGCUCUCGGUGCUAUCGGCUCUGUCGCCAACUGGGCUGCUCAGCAGCUCGGACCCAUUUCCGACAAGCUCGCUUGCCCACAACUCGUCGACUUCGAGAGCGCUCUGUUCGAUCAAUUCCCAGGCGCCAGCUUCAAGGCUGAGGGCCAGAGUGGACCAAAGGGUGGAUUCCUCGGCGGUCUCCUCGGUUAA